AUGUUUAAUGAUAUAACACUUUAUGUCGCCGGCAUUGUGACCGCACCGAGUAUCGACAGCCUGGAGAUCAGUUUGAACAACGCAGCAAAUCAGUUGUCGCAGUGGUUUCGCCGUAAUGGUCUAGCACUAAAUCUGACCAAAACACACUUCCUCCAUUUCUACCUAGGAAGCCGCGAACCCAGACGCCUGACAGUUAAGGCCGGCGGAGUGAGCCUGGACCAAAUGGAAGCCACCACCUUUCUGGGUUUUAAGAUAGACAGGAAACUGACUUGGGAGCCCCAUAUUGACCAGCUGUCCGGUAGGCUGGGAGCCGCCUGCUUCGCGCUUAGCCGCCUGGCUCGAGUCGUGCCGCAGCACACCGUGCGGACAAGCUAUUUCGCGACCGUUCAUUCCCUGCUGCAGUACGGUGCUGAAAUCUGGGGACGCGCCGCAGAAUGGCAGCGCGCGUUCCGAUUACAAAAAAGAGCCAUACGGUCUGUGGUCCGAGUAACACAAGAAACCUCCGUAAGACCCUAUUUUAAAGAGCUAGGAAUAUUAACUCUGCCGUCGGUAGUAAUCUACCAGAUAGCGAUUUAUACCUACACCAAGUUGGGCGAGUAUAAAAAGCGCGCAGACUCGGCGCGCUCCUUACGACACCCAGAUAGGCUUCUCCCGGUGAAGCGACGACUGGCGAAAUCCGAGAACGUCACGCACGUGGCGGGCCCGACCGUCUAUAAUAGGUUACCUAAAGAAAUCACCUCAGCUACAUCCCUGAAAUGCUUUAAGACUAGACUAAAAACAUGGCUUCUUGAGCACACAUUUUAUAGUUUUAAUGAAUUUUUAAAUGUACAGAUAUUGUAG
Molecule: messenger RNA, 840 nt
Organism: Leguminivora glycinivorella
Lineage: Eukaryota; Metazoa; Arthropoda; Insecta; Lepidoptera; Tortricidae
Exons: 1
Coding region: 1-840 (279 amino acids)
Source: RefSeq, a predicted model, not a curated record